Molecule: messenger RNA, 678 nt
Organism: Colletotrichum chrysophilum
Lineage: Eukaryota; Fungi; Ascomycota; Sordariomycetes; Glomerellales; Glomerellaceae
Exons: 1
Coding region: 1-678 (225 amino acids)
Source: RefSeq, a predicted model, not a curated record
AUGUCCGAAGUGCGUCCACGAAGACCAUCAACCGGUGGCAAGGCCCCAACCAAGGUUCGUGUUCAUCUCGCAAUCGAAGAGGCACCAAGCCAUGACGGCACACCCUGCUUCAGCAUAUGGAGAUAUCACGAUUCGCUCCACCCCCCUGAGGAAUGGCCUCCCGUAACGCCUCCCGCCUCCCAACGUCCCAAGCGCGCCCUCCAGAUCUACGACACGACGCCAGGUUCCGAUGACCCGGUCCACCUCAAAGCCUUGGCCGAGACAUUGUACGGCAAGCUGGACAUGUGCAACUUGGACGAGGAUACCCGUAUCGAUGUUUGGGGCAUGCCACUUCCUCUUGAGGCACCCGAUGAGGAGCGAGUAGCCAAGUGCCAUGCUCACUCUAAGGUCGAGAUUGUCUGGCGGAAGAUUGAUAGUGACGGGGAGUUUCGGAUGCCGCCACGCAAGUUUGUUCCCCAGUGGCACCGGGUCAUGCUCAUUAUAGACCGGCCCAUGACCCAAUGGGACGAAGACGAAGGCGGAAGCUUGAGCGUUGGAUGGGAUCCUCGCAUAGAAUAUCUUCAAGAGCAGGCAGGCUGGGGAAAUUACGAUGUGGUACCGGAGAGGAGACCGAUUAGCUACGAUCGUCGCCAGGUGACAGAAGAGUUGGAGUGUCUAGUAUAUAGCCUGUCUGGGUAA